AUGUACACUCCCGGCUACGGUUUCUCCAAUGUCCCUCCGAACUUCAACACCGGCGCCCCACCUCCAAACCAGAACCCUCACAUGCAGCCAGGCUCAGUCUCAAAUCAGCCCGGCCAACAGAUGAUGUACAACCCUAACCAAUUCGCUGGCAUGCCUGGUGGCCAGUCCGGCUUCGUUGGUGGACCCAAUCCCGCCAUGAUGUCGGGCGCUGGUCCUGCAGGCAUGAUGCAGAACGCCGGCGGCAUGCCGCACAUGGCUGCCAAUGGUCAAAAGUCUCGUAUCCGCCUUGCGCUCUUUGACGCUGCUCGUGGCAGCUUCCGUCCCCCGCCUCUGGUGGCCAGUGGCCGGAACAGAGAUCUCUUGGCCUUUCAGAACCCCUACCAGGGCAAUCCCUACGGCGGCAAUAUGCCCACGCCUGGCGGCCAACAUGCCAACUUUGGCGGAAUGCAAGGCUUCCCGAUGAACUCGGCUAUGACGCCCCAGCAGCAGCAGCAGAUCAUGAUGCAGCAGCAACAGCAGCGCAUGCAAGCGCAGCAAGCGCAGCAACAUCAUCAGCAGCAUCAACAGCAACAUCAGCAGGCACAGGGACAGGCCAACCAAGGUGGCAUGCCGUUGGGUUCAACUCCUCAGCGACCGAUGAGCGCGGCACAGGGUGGACACGGUUCGCCAAAUAACGCGGUACAACAACAACAACAACAACAACAGCAGCAGCAGCAACAACAGCAACAACAACAACAACAACAACAGCACCAACAACAACAGCAGCAGCAACAACAGCAGCAUCAUCAACAACAGCAUCAACACUCCCAGCAGCCGCAGCAGCCGCAGCAGCAUCCCCAACCGCAACAUCACCAGCCACAGCAACAGCCUCAACAACAGCCCCAACAACAGCAGCCGCAGCAACCUCAGUCUCAGCAACAAUCCCAGCAGCAGCAACAGCAUCAACAACAACAAGCGCAGCAGCAGCAGCACCAUCAACAACAGCAAGCGCAGCAACAACAUCAGCAGCAACAGGCUCAACAACACCAACAGUCGCAAUUUCCGACCCCACAGCCUCAGGCCCAUAGCCAAACCCCUACGACUGCCGCGCAACAGCACUCAGCCUCCGUCACAACCCCCCAGACGCCCACAUUUCCCCAGCACAACCAGAGCGCGAGUAUCAAUGGCGUCCCGCCAUUGUCCACACCCCUUAGCCCCGGUAGCGAGUCGCGGGAGCAAGAGCGGUUCUCGGUGCUGCUGGAAAUUAACCAAGAACUACUGUUUGAGUCGAUGCAGCUGCAACAUACGCUGGGCGAGCUCAAGAAAGAAGCGGGCCCCUCGGGCGAAGGGGAACAAGCAAGAAAACCAACUCCAGAAGAGUCUGCAGUUCAACAGGAUUACAAUCAUUGCAUGCGACGACUCCAAGCGAACCUCGCCUACUUGGCCGCCCUAGCCGACAGGAAGGGCAACGUCCAAGUCCCACCGUCCCCUGCAUACCUCUCCUCCCCGCCCUUAAAUAUGACACUGAGAAUAAGAAACUCGACCCCUCCCGGCGACAUACCCGAAAACAACCCUGAUCCGGUGACAGACCGUGAGGAACGAUCCAAAUAUCUCACCGAGUUGUAUACGAAGCUUCAAGCCUUGUUCCCCAACGCCGAUCCUAAAAAAGAGCCGGCAUUCCAGACUCCGGCGCGCCCACAGGGUCAGCCAGGACAGCAGGGAAUUGGACAAGGGCAACGGCCGCCGAGCCAUCACGCCAGUCCCGCCAUGGCCCAGGCACAAAGACCGAUGCAUAUGCAAAACAUGCCCGGUCAACAUCAACCGCAGGGAAUCGUUCCGUCAUAG
Molecule: messenger RNA, 1824 nt
Organism: Colletotrichum higginsianum IMI 349063
Lineage: Eukaryota; Fungi; Ascomycota; Sordariomycetes; Glomerellales; Glomerellaceae
Product: Glutamine repeat protein-1
Exons: 4
Coding region: 1-1824 (607 amino acids)
Biological process (GO): regulation of transcription by RNA polymerase II
Cellular component (GO): mediator complex
Molecular function (GO): transcription coactivator activity
Source: RefSeq, a predicted model, not a curated record